AUGCUGCCGUUAACGUCGUGGGAGGCGGCGGAAGGUUCCCGGAGGCGGGAGGAGCAGCCGGAGGUCUCGUGGUCGACAUUGUUUGGCCGCGCCGUGAAAGAAUCUUACCGUUACGUUGUGGUGGGGUACUCCAUGGCGAAAGGAAUGGGGAUCGGGAAGUUCCUUGCGAGCGAGAUCUUCUUGGUGGGGAGAUAUCUGUGGGUUAUCUACUUCUACCCGGAAGGCAAGAACCGGGAGGAUGACGAUUACGUGUCCGUUUUCGUUAACAAGAUCACCAAUGAUCCAUAAGUGAGAGCCCCUUUGAACUUAUUUUGGUGGAUCAGAGCGGCAAAGGAGAGCACAUAGUGAAAAGCCGUUUUGGUGGCAAGCGGCCUGACGGACCACUCCGCCUAUGGGGAUACAAGCACAUGUAAUAUGUGUGCCUCAGCGUGAUGUCCUUCACCUCGUUGUGAGACAAAGCUGCUCGAUGACUUGGACGAUCUUUAUUUCUACAUUACGAACAUUCUGUCGACUCUGUUGGCCCUUCAUUUCCGACCACUUUCCUGUUUUCAUCUGAUUUUUCUAGCGUAUGGUUGAAACAACGUUUUAGCUUCUGGUGUGUGUUCUACGCCGGUUUCUCCUCAUGUCCAUGUGUUGAGACCCAAACAACCCAAAUGGGCUCAAUAGGAAAGAGGUCCCGAAGAAGUCGGCCCAGCCCAGGAACAAGGCAAGGCUGACAGGAGUCAGACGUCUAUGGGAACAAACGCACGUGGGAGCCUGCGGCAGGAGACGUGUGCGGCGGAUGGAAUUCGGCGGGGAACCUGGCAGACCCGACAACGAUGGAGCGCGGCAAGGCUCAGGUCCCGUCGGACCCAAUCGGAGUGAACCGGGAGGCGGUCGCGACGCCAGAGGGCUUCGGCUAUAAAGAGGGGCCGAGCGGCCACAGUAAGCGGAGGUCGGAAGAACCUCGUGAAGACUCCGUGCGGAGUGGAGAUUCGCCCUCUCGAAUCGGCGGCCCCAAGACCUGAGUGGUCUUGGUUAUUGUUCUCUCUCUCUCUAUAUCCCCCGUAUCCCUCGUCGACUGUCGUCCUCUCUUCCUCUCUCUCGCCGACUUCUCAGCCGUUCUCGGCCUUCCGGCAGGAGUUAUCCGGAGCCCCAGGCAACCGGAGUUUUGUAUCAGGCCAGUUUGUUAUCAAACUCGUCCGUAUUUUGACACCUCAGCCAGAGGGUCGUCAUCACCAUGUUCCCUUUUGUCUCUGUCUCUAUGCGGAUUUGAUUCAUCGUGUGAGUCGUUGCAGAGGGCUUCACCAUGUUACAUCACGACGAGUUCCUUCUAAUUUGCCGCUGCAAUUGCAGGGGUUCGAACAGAUUUAUCAAGAAAGCAGCUCUCGAAAGAUCGGCCUAUCUUCAGGAAGAUUCUGAUUAUACUACCAUGGAAAGAUCGGCCGAUCAGCAUUGUCAAGAUUCUCACGAUCGCCAUUUCUAGGACUCGCACAGUGACGCCCGGCCAGUGGAGUAUUCCUGUUCCUCCGUCGGACUUGGGUCCAAGUCUGGACGAAUUGUUGAUGACUGAGAUGGGUUCCGACAUAGUUUUUGUGGUGGUUGACAAGUUUUUUAAUCCCUACAAGCUGAUUCUUGCUGCUCGCUUUCCCGUAUUCCAUGCCGAGUUCUUUGGUAUGAUCGGGGAUCCGAAUUUAGAUUGAGUCGAGAUGGAGGAAAGAGAACCUCCUGUUUUAAGGUAGCUUUCAUCAGCAUUCUCUCAUAUUAUCAUGAAAUUUUCUAUUGGCCUAUUUGCUCCAAACUCUUGCCAACUUUGGUCGCUGCGCAUUUUAUUUGCACAAAUAGCGAGUUUUACAUGAGUUCCUGAAUGCUUAUGGUAUUCAGAGCUCUGUAUACCUUUAAUACGCAAAGAAUGGAUGGAUUUGUCUCUAGAGGACCCUUAAACUUGUGUAGAGAUAGAUCACCGUGGAAGCUCCCGCUCCCGAGAUAGUUUUCUGACAAUGAACGUUAUGAAAAUGGUUAAUUCUAUUAUUCGAAACGGAGGGGAGGAGCACAGGAUCUGCUCCAGCUGGUCAUUAAACAAGUUACUGGAGCUGUUGGAUUUCCCUUUUGUUCUAUGAGCUCAUUCAUUCUGUGUAGAAUCUGAGAAAUUGACGGCAGUUGGGUCGGUCAAGAGAGUUUGAGAAUGAUGGGCCUGUUCUUGAUAUCAAGAACAGCCAUGCGUUCAGCUGGAAGCAUAUAACAGAUUUUAUAAUUGUCCCGAGAAAAAGUAUGUUCACGGAACCAGUUGUGGGAUGAAAAUCUACAUAGGAGGGGAGACACGGAGGAAGCAAUAUUCAUUCCGAUCGGGUGAUAUAUAUCUCUGUAGGAAGCAUAAUUUUUCAUCUGACCCUAGCGGAGGGGCAUCGCUGCCCCGGCUUGAAGAGUGCAUGUCUGAAGUUCAUUGGCCGGUGCCUCGAAGGUGUGUUGUAUGAUCCGUUAGCCCUUGAUAACAAGACUCGAGCCUUAUUUUACCCGCCUGUGACCAUCCCGCCGUCACCUUUGACGGCAUGGGAUGCCACUUUUGAGGGUAGGAGGUGCUCUGAGCUUCGUUUCGACUUCUGCAGAAGCUGCAUGGGUAAGAUCUGGGGGGACCAUGGGUAGCCUUGUCCGGCCGAGUCUUCCUCCAAGGAAUACUCGUCGUAGAAAGCGGCUAUGGUAGCGCCGCCGGCGAGGUCCCUGACUUGAAUCCUCCCUGGUCAGCCUCCGGCACCGGCCUUCCUCUAUCGCUCCCUGCACAAACGCUGAAGGAUGAAGGAGAGGAGAGAUCCGUCGCUCUCUCUCUCUCUCUCUCUCUCUCUCUCUCUCUCUCUCUCUCUCUCUCUCUCUCUCUCUCUCUCGCUCUACGCGAGCUGUACACAUGAGAAAAGAGCAGUACAGCUUCGAAAUGUCUUCUGUGAGUAGUCUUAGUCGGUUGCUGAUAGCUUAUUUUUGCCGAUUCUCGAGACAUGAUUAUCUAAUUUUCCUUUGCUUGAACUCGGACUAAGAUGCCCAAAUGUCAAAUCAAUCUAUUAGACGAGAAAUGAAGUAUGAACUAAGCAUUUAAUAAGUACCUAAAUGCACCGAAUAUUACAUUUGACCACCCUAUUAAAUCAUCUUAGAUUCAAGAAAGGUAGGGCUUUAAUAUGCCUAUAAAUUUUAAUAAAAUAUUAAAAGAAUUUAAAUUAGAUAAGUACUCUAUCAACACCCUCUCUCAAGUUGUGUUGAUGUCCACUACAUUCAACUUGUUCAUGUUGGAGUUGAAAGAUGUAGGUAAUAACGAUCUUGGAAACACAUGUCAAUUGAUACUUCGAUUAUGUAUCCGAGGGGCAUAAUUCUUUCAAAUCGAUCGUCUUGAAUAAAAUGUCUGACUUUGAUUAUCUAGGGUUGUUGGCAAUAUUUAUUGCAGUUUUACUGUCAUUGAAUGACUUGAGUGCUAAUUCAGCAUGCAACCAAAGAUCAUGCAUAAAAAGUUUAGCCCACAAUAACUAUUAGCCCUUGUGCCAUUUCACAAUAUUCAAUUUUUACAGUCGAUCAUUCCUUUUAGAACGGCUGUCUUUUUUACUUUGCCGUAGGACGAAGAUUACCUCCCACUAAAAUGUAGUAGCCUAUAGAGAGAGAGAGAGAGACAGACAGACAGACAGACAGACAGACAGACAGAGAAAGAGAGAGACAGACAGAGAGAGAGGAGAGAGAGAGAGAGAGAGAGAGAGAGAGAGAGAGAGGAGAGAGAGAGAGAGAGAGAGAGAGAGAGAGAGAGAGAGAGAGAGAGAGAGAGAGAGAGAGAGAGAGAGAGAGAGAGAGAGAGAGAGACAGACAGACAGACAGAGAGACAGAGAUAGAGACAGAGAGACAGAGAUAGAGAGAGAGAGAGAAAGAGAGAGACAGACAGAGACAGAGACGGAGAGAGAGAGAGAGAGAGACAGACAGACAGAGAGAUUAUUUCUAGUUAUCUAUAUCUACAUAGUUAAUUAAACUUAUACGUUCUAGUGGGUUCAUGUCGAUCCUCAUAGAUAUUUGAUAUAAGUACUUCUAAGACGAAUGACUGAAGAACGAGCGUGACGUUUUCAGGGACAUAGCAGUGCAAUGGGAAAACAAAAGGCCUUAUAAAUAAUUCAACUCAAAUUUUCAUUGUUUCAAAAGUGUUUAUGGGUACAAGAAAUCGUAACUGUCUAUAAAAUUUUCUACGGGCUUUUACCGGUUAUUUAUUAUAGGGUUGGCUCGGCCGAGCCGGUCCGACGUUUUUCACAACUGUCUCGCAGCGCGGGGCGGUCACUCCAGCGAGUCUCGCCUCUUGCUUCGACAGUAUUUUCGCCGUCUCCCCGCCGGAGCCAGAGGCGGCGCUGCCUCCGUUCGGAUCAAGAAGGGCCCCUCUCCUUCUCCGUGAAGGCUAGCUAGGGUUUACGCCGGGGAAGUCCCUUCUUCUCUGUGGACUCCGACGGAUUGCGCGGAUUUCUCUUCCGCGCCGGCAAGAAUUCGUCGCCGGAGUCUUCUUUACGAGUUUGGUACUCGGUUCUCGGUGUUCGGGGACCCGAUGAUGUUGCCGUCAACGUCGUGGGCGAGGACGGAAGGUUCCCGGAGGCGGGAGAAGCAGCCGGAGGUCUCGUGCUCGAUGUCGGUGAGUCGCACCGCCUUAGGCUGCUACCGUUACGUCUUGGCGGGGUACUCGGAGGCCAAAAAAUGGGGGUUGGGAAGUUUCUUUCGAGCGGGGUCUUCUCAGUGGCAGAGCAUCGGUGGGCCGCCCACUUCUACCCAGACGGCCUUGGCCCAGAGGACAAUGGUGGUUACGCGUCCCUCUUCAUAACCUUGAUCACCUGGGAACCACACAUUCAAGCGUCCCUGGGCCUUGUCAUAAUCAAUCAGAGGAACAAAGUACGGUGCAACUGGGACACCAUUUCAGGUGGCCACGACCCGGUCAACCCCAAGGAAAAAGGCUUGGGCUGGUAUGUGCGCCCUCCGCGUCUGUGGAUUCACUUCCUGGUGUGAGUGACAAACACGACGAGUUCCUUCUAAUUUUGCCGCUGCAAUUGCAGGGAUUUUUUAAUUUUUCUCAAGAAAGAAGCAGUGGAAAGUUCGGACUUUCUCCAGAACGAUUCUCUUGUUUUCGAAUGCGCAAUCCGCGUUUUCAAGACUUGCACGGUGACGCCCAUACAGCGGAGUAUUCAUGUUCCCCCGUCAACCUUGGGUUGCAGCCUGGGUGAACUAUUGAGGACUGAGAUGGGUUCCGACAUUGUCUUUGUAGUCGCCGACGAGACUUUUAAGACCCACAAGUUGAUUCUUGCCGCUCGCUCUCCCGUGUUCCGUGCCCAGUUCUUCAGUGGGAUCGGUGACCCAAAUUUAGAUAGAGUCGAUGUGGAGGAUAUAGAACCUCCCGUUUUCAAGGUAGCUUCCAUCAGCAUUCUCUGAUCAUAUUACCAUGAAAAUCUUAUUAAUUAGCUUAUUUGCUUCAACCUCUUGCCGAUUUUAAUAAAGUUUCAGCUAAGCGAGUUUCCUUCAAUAACAACCCCCCUUACUGGGAGAGUUGCCACCGGAUCCCAUAAGAACUCCGGAGUUAAGCGUGCUCGGGUGGGAGCAGUCCCCGGAUGGGUGACCUCCCUGGGAAGUCCCCGGGUACGUGUGCAUGCGUUGCGAGACGCUUGCUGUGCAUGUGUUGAAAGGCACCGCUGCAUGAUUGUGCUGCCCAGCACGUGUUACGAACCCCUCCGUCACCAUGCCAAGAUGCCCCAGCUCCGAAGAACGUGCCGAGAGGCACCCCUGCCACCAUGCCGAGAGGCAUAUGUGGCAUCCAUCUCACCAUGCCAAGACGCCCCCAGCUGUGAAGAACGUGUCGAGAGGCACCCCUGCCACCAUGCCGAGAGGCAUAUGUGGCAUCCAUCUCACCAUGCCAAGACGCCCCCAGCUGUGAAGAACGUGUCGAGAGGCACCCCUGCCACCAUGCCGAGAGGCAUAUGUGGCAUCCAUCUCACCAUGCCAAGACGCCCCCAGCUGUGAAGAACGUGUCGAGAGGCACCCCUGCCACCAUGCCGAGAGGCAUAUGUGGCAUCCAUCUCACCAUGCCAAGAUGCCCCCAGCUCCAAAGAAUGUGCCAAGAGGCACCCCUGCCACGAUGUCGAGAGGCGCAAGUGGCAUCUAUCUCCGAAGAAUGUGCCUGAGAGGCACCAAAGUGCUUGGGCGUGUGAAGUACCGGGAUGGGUGACCUCCCGAGAAGUUCGGCCCAAAGACAGUUAUCCUUCAAUAAUGUUUCCUUCAAUACGCCAUUACUCCAAAGGGAGGGGAGGAGCUGAGGAGAGUUUGAGAAUGAUGGGCCUGUUCUUGAUAUAAGAAGGGUAAUGCGUUUCAGCUGGAAGGAUAUAGCAGAUUUCUUUCCUGCUCCACUGAAUGGAUCGGGUGAUGGUAUCCCUGUAGGAGGCAUAAAUUUUCAUCUGGAUGUGAAUAUUUGUCUGCGGUUUUUAAUUUUUGUCUGCAGGCAAUGCUUCAGUUCAUAUACUCCGAUGACUUCCCAGACAUCCAAGAGCUCGCCAUGUCCAUUCCGAUGUGUACCCCGACGAUCUUCCUCCGGCAUCUCCUGGCCGCUGCCGACCGUUACUGGCUGGACCGGCUGAAGCGCCUUUGUGAGCUCAAGCUGUCGGAGGAGAUUACCGUGGACACACUAGCCGACAACCUGGUCCUGGCGGAGCGGCAUCGCUGCCUCGGCCUGAAGGCUGCCGGUCUGGAGUUCAUUGGCCGGUGCCUCCAAGGUGGCUGUGGUCGGUUUGCCCUCGACAACAAAAUUAGAGCUUUUAAUGUUACCGGCCUUUACUACCCCCGCCGUCGCCUUCUACCGGACGUGCGUGUAGCUGUUUGUCAGUGCGUUCCUGAGAUUUUCAUAUAUGAUAUAUGAUUUUAUAUAAGUACAUUGUUCAUUUGAAUUGUCAUUCAAAGUCCUGUGGGUCUGAAAAAAUGUUGGAAUUUCUUUAUUUAGAAAAAUUUUGGACGAAGUUCCAUGGUGGAGAAAUAUUUCCUUUUGUUUCCUCAUUCUCAUUGUAGGGGGGCAAUGAGGGGCAUGCUGCAGACGGUGGCGGUGGUCGAUGGGGAUUCCAGCGGCGGUCGCCGAGGCGGCGGGGAUCGGCGAUGCGCCAGCAGAGGUGGUCGAUGCACAAGAAGAAUAAGAAAUUUGCUCCGAUGGGAGGCCGGCACUUGCGGAGGUGGACGUAGACCGACGGUGGGGGAAUUAAAUUCCUCUUCGCCUCGGAAUUUAAGGGAUCAUAUAUUUGUUUUUCUCCCUCAUAAUCUGAGACUCCGAUGA
This is a messenger RNA of Spirodela intermedia, 7282 nucleotides long. The record is from the annotation of a GenBank genome assembly. NCBI's taxonomy places the organism in Eukaryota, Viridiplantae, Streptophyta, Magnoliopsida, Alismatales, Araceae.